This is a messenger RNA of Trichoderma aggressivum f. europaeum, 885 nucleotides long. RefSeq lists its product as uncharacterized. The transcript has a single exon. Lineage: Eukaryota; Fungi; Ascomycota; Sordariomycetes; Hypocreales; Hypocreaceae. The record is from RefSeq and is a predicted model, not a curated record. The coding region runs from base 1 to 885 and encodes 294 amino acids.
AUGACCCAACUCACGUUGCUUUCUAUUAGAGAUUUGGAAAUAAACGAAGACGAUGAGCACUAUGCCGACGGUGUGGCAUUGGUCCGAACCUAUUGGGCGUUUUCACUCGAGAUGACCCAGAGAGACCGCGAGACGUUGCGCAGCAUUGCUACUCUGGGCGACUACGAGCACACCGCUUCUUCUAGAAGAAUUCCGUCGAACCAUCGCCUCUACAAAAACAAGCUCGGCGCUUCGGUGGCAGGAUGGAUGACGAUGCGAACGCUAUACAAAACGUUGCCAGAUAAAUACAUCCAAAGGAUGACGGCAAAAGGAAUAGUUCUUCCAACAAGAGAUCGCACGGAACGAUACUUCGAAUUGGUAGGAGAUGCGAAUAUGCCGAAGCUGUUUAACAUGGAUACGCAGGAGGCACGCCAGUACAAAGCAGAUUAUCCGAAUUUGAGACAGACACCAACCACUUUCCGGAGACCUGGUGCGAUAAUCGGAAACGCGACGGUGGCGAUGCUGAAGGAACUGAACGCCGAAAUAUUAGAGAGGGGAGCCUGGGCUGCAGCCCGAAUUGAAGCCCAGGCGGCGGCGACGACGGCCCAGCAGGGCAGCCAAGGCAGAAGGAGUGCACCGAACAGACGUCGUGACAGGCAGAGAGUGGCACCUCAACCUGCUCCCCAGACGGUGGCCGCUGCUCGUAGGGAGGGGCGGGCAGAGGGGCGAGCAGAGACAAUCCAAAGGUUGGUCUCAUUUGUGAAUGCGGCGUCCACAUCAAUAAAUGCGGCGACAGCAUCGGUUGGUGCGGCGACAACAUCGAUUGGUGAGGCGACAACAUCGAUUGGUGAGGCAACAGCAUCAAUCAAUGAGCUGUGGGCGGAGUUGUUGCGACAAUCUCAGUAA